Molecule: messenger RNA, 789 nt
Organism: Eimeria mitis
Lineage: Eukaryota; Apicomplexa; Conoidasida; Eucoccidiorida; Eimeriidae
Product: supt5h protein, putative
Exons: 6
Coding region: 1-789 (262 amino acids)
Source: RefSeq, a predicted model, not a curated record
AUGGGGAAGAAGGGGGAGGAGGAUCCAUCUUCUUCUUCUUCUUCUUCUGCUGAUGAGGACAGCAGCAGCGACAGCAGCAGCUCAGGGGAGGAGACAGAAAGAGAAAGAGAAAAACAAAAAACAAAAAAAGAAAAAACAAAAAGGAGACAAACUAAAACCAAAACGCAUGCAAGGGAAAGAGCAGCAAAAAGAAGAAGGGGUGUUAGUGCCUUUCUCGAUGUAGAGGCCCAGGUGGGUGACGAAGAAGAAGAAGAAGAAGCGGAUGACUUUAUAGAUCCUAGCGAGGCUCAGGAGGCUUCUCGUUGGGCAGCAAAAGCAGCAGAAGUUCGGCGUAUAUCUCAGCAGCAGCAGCAGCAGCAGCAGCAGCAGCAGCAGCAGCAGCAGGAAAACGCAUGCAAGAGAAAGAGCAGCAAAAAGAAGAAGGGGUGUAUAUGCCGAGGAGUAGUGUAUGUAUUUAGUUUAGGGUUUAGGGUGGGUGACGAAGAAGAAGAAGAAGAAGCGGAUGACUUUAUAGAUCCAAGCGAGGCUCAGGAGGCUUCUCGUUGGGCAGCAAAAGCAGCAGAAGUUCGGCGUAUAUCUCAGCAGCAGCUGCAGCAGCAGCAGCAGCAGCAGCAGCAGCAGCAGCAGCAGCAGCAGCAGCAGGACUGGGGGAGAAGGGGGGGCUCAGCACACCUUGUCUCCGCCAUAGAUUCUCUCACCAGAAGAUACCAACACCAAUCUUUUGAGGAAGGAGAAGAAGAAGAAGAAGAAUUCGAUGAUGCUGAUACUCUUGAUUGUACGAGGGUUUAG